AUGUGGUGCACAGUUAAUGCAGUUAUUAUAGGGAUGUUUAUUUCAUCGGUUAUCGACGGACACAAACCAACAUUUUCGUGUAAUCGACCAAUUUUUUGUUCAACAGCAUCGUGGAAUACAUUGGGCAUCACCUUUGCUAAUCAGACAAUAUCCGGGCAAAAUCCUCUCGCCGUUUUUGUCGAUGCCAACAAUUGGGUCUAUGUCGUUAAUCAAAACACCAAACAAGUUUUAAUUUGGCAUAACGAUAGUAUCGAUCCCACACAAGUCAUUCCCAAUAGUGUUUAUAAUUCAUGGUCUAUCUUUGUGACCGGUACUGGUGACAUUUACAUUGCAUACAACCACUUAUAUCGUGCAGUCGACAAAUGGAUAUCAGGGACAAAUGCUUCUGUUGUUGUGCUGAACACUACCGCUUUUUGUUUUGGCCUUUUUGUCGACACCAACGAUACUUUAUAUUGUUCACAAACGAAAAAUCAUACGGUAGUUAAAAGAUGGUUGAAUGACGAUAAGAUGACGAUCAAUAUUGUUGCUGGUACAGGUGUUAAUGGCAGUGCACCGAAUCAGCUAGACUAUCCUCAAGGAAUCUUUGUUGACGUGAAUUUUGAUUUAUACGUAGCAGAUUGCUAUAAUCAUCGUAUUCAAUGGUUUCCACUAGGACAGUCUACUGCCACGACAAUUGCCGGACAAGGAUCAACGGAGAAUAAUAUCACACUUUAUUUUCCUACAGGAAUUUUACUUGAUGCUGAAAACUAUAUAUUCAUCUUGGAACCUGGUAAUGGUCGUAUAAUUAGAACAGGACCAAAUGGUUACCGAUGUAUAAUAGGAUGUGAUGGGCCAGGUUCCCUGGCUAAUCAACUAUCACGUCCAAGUACUUUUAGUUUUGAUAAUUAUGGAAAUAUUUUUGUAAGUGAUCAAAAUAAUCAUCGAAUUCAGAAAUUUGUAUUCAUGACAAAGUCUUGCGAUUACACAACUACUUAUCCACUGACAACUGACGUUCAACAAGUUACACCACUAUUUUUCACCCCUACAUGUCCAAAUUCAUCGAACAUUGGCAUCGACUGCAAAUUACCAGGCACUUCCUGUGCAAUUCUGAACCCGUGUCUAAAUGACGGCACUUGCGAUAACAUAAAUGACGUUCCCUGGUAUAGCUGUUUAUGCCCACCUGGUUUUAAUGGAACACGAUGUCAAUUCGAUCAUCGACUAUGUAAAAAUGGCACUUGCUUCAAUAAUGGCACCUGUGCCGGUGCAUCCACUUGUAUAUGCGCGCCAGGAUGGCAGGGCAGGCGAUGUGAGACGAAAAUAAACUAUUGUAUUAAUGUAACCUGUCAGAACAAUGGUAUUUGUCGACCGUUGUUACUGAAUUAUUCAUGCGAAUGUCUCAGUAGUAGUUUCUCUGGUCGUCAUUGUGAGAUAACUGCGACGAAAAUAGUCAUCUAUAAGACUGUAUCGAAGUCUGUAUCAUAUAUAGCGAUUCUUGCGAUGAUAACUGUAGCUGCAUUUGUUAUUAUUAUGGAUAUAUUGAAAUAUUGCUUUGGUAUUGAUCCGACACGCGAAGAACUAGAACGUAUUCGGCGAGAAAAACGAGCAAAGAAACGCAAACCAGUGGUUCAACGCUUUGUGUAUGUGAAUGCUCCUUCGAUUCGAGUUUCACAACCGAAAGAACAGUCAAACAGGAUCAAUGACACUCGCGUUUAG
Molecule: messenger RNA, 1692 nt
Organism: Adineta ricciae
Lineage: Eukaryota; Metazoa; Rotifera; Eurotatoria; Adinetida; Adinetidae
Source: the annotation of a GenBank genome assembly